Messenger RNA from Paramecium sonneborni, 3762 nucleotides. NCBI's taxonomy places the organism in Eukaryota, Ciliophora, Oligohymenophorea, Peniculida, Parameciidae. The record is from the annotation of a GenBank genome assembly.
AUGCACAGCGAAUACUAAAUUAUCUCGAGUAUAGAAUUCUCAAGAGGAAUAUAAAUAAAUAGAGUGAGAUUAUUAGACUAAAGUUGUUAUGAUUAAGAAAAUUUCAUAUCCUUACACAUAUAAAAUAUGAAAAUUUCGAAGGACGAUUUCAGAAAGUUGAGAUAGCUAAAAUUUUUAAAUAUUCUCCAUCCAAGGAAUUAUUAUGAGGAAAGGAAUGAGAAAAUUUUAAUAUUCCCAGACCUUUAAGCACACAAGCUGAGCGAAGAUAAUUUAAAAAAAGAUGUGUAUAGAAUUUUAUUACAAUUAGCUUUAAGUAAGUAUAUUUCUUAUUUAAAGCAUACGCUGAGUUUGAAAAGAGGGGAAGCAAUUGGCCAUUAAAUAAUAUAUCACAAUUAUAUUAUUUAAAGGGAAUUCUAUAUAUUUCUUUAAUAGAAUACGAUUUUUUUAAUACUUAAACUUAAUAAAAACCUUUUUAAAUUUUCGAAACAUUUGCCAAAAAAUACUUUUCUAAUCUUAUACCAGAUAUCAAUAGUCAUUUGGAACAAAAGGUCUUCCAACCAAUAAUUGAGUAUUUAUUAGAGAAGAAUGGAAAUUUUCAUAAAAUCAAUUAUCUUAAUCCACCAUAUGAAAAUGUCUUACUAUACCUACUUAAUUGUCAAUAAAAUGCAAAUAUUGACCUUAAACCUAUAUGUGAAUUUGGAAAUUCGGUAGUAAAGGGUUUUGAUACACCUGAAUGUUUAAAAAGUGUUUAUUCAAAACUUUGUGAUAAGAUAGUUUACAAAUCCUCCAGAUUUCACUAAGAAGAAUUGAAAAACUAAAUUUUAAAUUAAAUUUAAAGAGAAAUAGAACUAAUGGAAUAAUGUUAAGAAGCAGAAUAUGUUGCUUCAUGUUUUGCCUAUAUUAGAAUUUUUGAUUACUCUUUCAUUUUGCAAAAAUAAUUUGUUGGAACUUUAGCAGAUUUUAUGAAAAAAUGGUGUUAAGUAAAGAGAAAUGAAGAAUAGACAAUAAAAGAUGUACUCUUAAUAGCAAAACGAUUUGCACUAGGUAAUUAUCAAUUUAUAUCAAGCUCUAAAAUCGCUAAAACAAUAAAAAAUUCUUCAUCGAGACCUCAAACCCGAGAAUUUGUUUUUAGAUUAUGAUGACCUUAAAAAAGGUUAUAUAUAUAUUGCUGACUUGGAUCGCUCUAAAUUAUUAGAUGGGCAAAUGGGAUAGAAUAUGACAGAAUAAAAUGUUUGCAAUACACUUAAAUAUGACCCUCCAGAAACAACUUCAUCUUUUAAAUAUGAUAACUUUUAGUUUGGUCUUAUAAUAUUAAGAAUUGCGAAUAAGUACUAAUAUAUUGGAAAUGAAUUUUCAGGACCUAGAUAGUUGACAUUAGAAGAACACGAAAGUUACUAUAGUAGACAAAGUAUUGCAAAAGCACUUGCACAUACAAAAUAUGAUGAAACUUUUCUAGAUGUCAUAGCUUAGUGUUUAAAAAGAAAUCCUGAAGAACGACCUGAAAUUGAAGAGAUAUAUGACAAAAUUUACUCAUUGUAAUUAAAUACCAAAAUGAAACUAAAUUGGUUUUCCAAAAAUUCGGUUAAUCAUUUUGAAAAUCAAUAAGCCAUUGUUAGACAUCAAAAUACCCCAUCAAAUCCAAAUAAUAGUUUUACUCCAAAGGAUUAAUCAAAUAAUUUUAACCUUGUACCUUUUUCAACAAAUCUUUCUGGUGAAUUAAAAAAACAUUCUUAAACUUAAUAAGAACAUGAAUAAGAGUACAACUAGAAUAAUAGAAAAAUAAUACUUGUUUCAUCUAGACCAAAUUAACAAACUUCAGGUGGAAAUUUUUAGAGUUAAUCUGAUCACUCACAGAAAAAUUAAAAUUUAUAGUAAAAUAAUUAAAUUAAUACGAAUACAUAUCUAUAAUAAAAUAAUUAAUCAACGUCAAAUAACUACUCAAAUUAAGAAAUUUUCACGCCAUAAUUUUAAUUGAAUUCAAGCUCUUUAUAUCAUACAUAAACAUAAUUAUAAUAGUAACCAUAAACAAAUAAUAAAAUAAUACUUGUUUCAUCUAGCACAAAUUAAUAAAAUAAUUAAUCAACAUCAAAUAAUAAUUACUCAAAUUAAGAAAUUUUCACACCAUAAUUUUAAUCGAAUUCAAGCUCUUUAUAUCAUACAUAAACAUAAUUAUAAUAGCAACCAUAAGCAAAAUCAAAUUCAUAAAAUAAUUAAUCAACAUCAAAUAAUAAUUACUCAAAUUAAGAAAUUUUCACACCAUAAUUUUAAUCGAAUUCAAGCUCUUUAUAUCAUACAUAAACAUAAUUAUAAUAGUAACCAUAAGCAAAAUCAAAUUCAUAAAAUAUUUAAUCAACAUCAAAUAAUUACUCAAAUUAAGAAAUUUUCACACCAUAAUUUUAAUCGAAUUCAAGCUCUUUAUAUCAUACAUAAACAUAAUUAUAAUAGUAACCAUAAGCAAAAUCAAAUUCAUAAAAUAAUUAAUCAACAUCAAACAAUUAAUUAAUUUCAAAUAAUUACUCAAAUUAAGAAAUUUACACACCACAUCUUUAAUUUAUUGCAAACUCUUAAUAUGAUCCAUAAACAUAAUUAUAAUAGUAACCAUAAACAAAUAAUAAAAUAAUACUUGUUUCAUCUAGCACAAACUCAUAAAAUAAUUAAUCAACAUCAAACAAUUAAUUAAUAUCAAAUAAUUACUCAAAUUAAGAAAUUUACACACCAUAACUUUAAUUUAUUGCAAACUCUUAAUAUGAUCCAUAAACAUAAUUAUAAUAGUAACCAUAAACAAAUAAUAAAAUAACACUUGUUUCAUCUAGCACAAACUCAUAAAAUAAUUAAUCAACAUCAAACAAUUAAUUAAUAUCAAAUAAUUACUCAAAUUAAGAAAUUUACACACCAUAACUUUAAUUUAUUGCAAACUCUUAAUAUGAUCCAUAAACAUAAUUAUAAUAGUAACCAUAAACAAAUAAUAAAAUAACACUUGUUUCAUCUAGCACAAACUCAUAAAAUAAUUAAUCAACAUCAAACAAUUAAUUAAUAUCAAAUAAUUACUCAAAUUAAGAAAUUUACACACCAUAACUUUAAUUUAUUGCAAACUCUUAAUAUGAUCCAUAAACAUAAUUAUAAUAGUAACCAUAAACAAAUAAUAAAAUAACACUUGUUUCAUCUAGCACAAACUCAUAAAAUAAUUAAUCAACAUCAAACAAUUAAUUAAUAUCAAAUAAUUACUCAAAUUAAGAAAUUUUCACACCAUAAUUUUAAUCGAAUUCAAGCUCUUUAUAUCAUACAUAAACAUAAUUAUAAUAGUAACCAUAAGCAAAAUCAAAUUCAUAAAAUAAUUAAUCAACAUCAAACAAUUAAUUAAUUUCAAAUAAUUACUCAAAUUAAGAAAUUUACACACCACAUCUUUAAUUUAUUGCAAACUCUUAAUAUGAUCCAUAAACAUAAUUAUAAUAGUAACCAUAAACAAAUAAUAAAAUAAUACUUGUUUCAUCUAGCACAAACUCAUAAAAUAAUUAAUCAACAUCAAACAAUUAAUUAAUAUCAAAUAAUUACUCAAAUUAAGAAAUUUACACACCAUAACUUUAAUUUAUUGCAAACUCUUAAUAUGAUCCAUAAACAUAAUUAUAAUAGUAACCAUAAACAAAUAAUAAAAUAACACUUGUUUCAUCUAGCACAAACUCAUAUAAACCGUAAUAAUACUCAUAAACAAAUAAUAAAAUAAUAUUAGUUAAGUCUUAUUCUAAUCAAGAACAAUUUAGUUGA